Molecule: messenger RNA, 23978 nt
Organism: Coregonus sp. 'balchen'
Lineage: Eukaryota; Metazoa; Chordata; Actinopteri; Salmoniformes; Salmonidae
Source: the annotation of a GenBank genome assembly
AUGCUCCGCAGAUCCAGGAUCAGUGUUCGGCCCAACGUCAGGCCAGCAGGCAGAGGCCCAGCAGCCCCAGCCUCCUCCCAGGACACUCCUCCAUCGACCCAGGCCUCCGAGGCCCCUUCCCAGGCAGGGGGUCAGGAGGUGGACACCGCCACUACUGCAGUGCUAGAAACCUCCACAGAGUCCACCACACCCAGAGAGUGAGGGAAAAUCAAUCUAUCAUUAAAUCAAAUGUAUUGUAGUCCCUUUUACAGCAACAUUUGUCAAUGAUUAGUUGCUGCUGGCCAGCUGUCAGAGCUGGUUCUGGAGGUUCGUAACCUCUCAUAGGAUUUAUAAUUGUUGUAGAAUUGAGAACUGUUCAAUGUAACAUGGGUUAUACACAUGAGUAAGCUUGCUUUUUCCCGAACAACCAUCCACUGACUGUGUGGUUGCUCACGUAUUGCUUGAUUGUCACCAUUGUUGACCAUUUUGUCUUUUGCUAUAGGAAUGAAAAAGACCCAAGUGGCGAGGCUUCCAGUGGCACCCCCUCAGCCAGUAUUCAAAGGAGGAAGAGGUUCUCUGUCGUGCCAAACCUUGCCACACCCCGGGCGGCCGCAAAUCUGUCCCUCACCCGCUCCUCCCCCCGGACCUCCAAGUCCCCUGUGAGAGCGGGCACUGAGACCCCAGCCCCUGAGGCUCCAAAGGCCCCAAGCCAGACAGAUGCUGGACCCUCACAGGGCAUGAGAUCCCCAAGGCGGAGGCCCUCUGGAGGUAGUAGGCAGGCCAAAGUACAACCCAAACCCAGCCCCCUGUCCCCAUCUUCCCCAGCCCCUGAGACAACAACCCCCUCUCUGGGGAAGCAGGCAGUGGAGGACUCAUCCCUGUCACAACAGACCCUGCAGGCAGCAGACAAGGAGGAAACAUCCUCACAGGUCACCAAACAAGACAAAGGCAGCAUCCAAUCAGAUCUCUCAAAAAAAACACCAGCCACUAAAGCUCUAUCCAAUCCAUCAGAGAAUUUCCCAUCAUCCUCCCUUCCACGCAAAGAGGGUAUCUCAGUAUCGGAGAGAGCUAAGACUCUGGCCGCCAGGUCUAUGUCUGUUUGGCUCACCGGGUUGGCACCAGGGAAGUCCAGGCUUAGCAGGUUCCUGAAUGACCCAACGGACCUGCAGAGGCUGGCCAAGGCCCGGAAGCUCAGAGAACUGCUGAGACAAGAGAUGAACAAGGAGAAGGUGAGAUUGGUUUCAGUCUCACUGAUUUUCUUUAGUUCAGAGAUUAAGGCUUGAUAAUGUAAUCUUGUGAAGCUAACACAUUAUGCAUGUUUGAUAACACAGACUCUGCACAGAAUGUAGGAUUAUUAUUGCAAAUUGAUAGGUUAAAUGAAGCACUUAGCAGCUCCAGGCACUGUGGAGAUCUGUUGAUCUCUGCACCUCCAACAUUCACACUACAGUUGAAGUCGGAAGUUUACAUACACUUAGGUUGGAGUCAAUAAAACUAGUUUUUCAGCCACUACACACAUUUCUUGUUAACAAACUAUAGUUUUGGCAAGUCGGUUAGGACAUCUACUUUGUGCAUGACACAAGUCAUUUUUCCAACAAUUGUUUACAGACAGAUUAUUUCACUUAUAAUUCACUGUAUCACAAUUCCAGUGGGUCAGAAGUUUACAUACACUAAGUUGACGGUACCUUUAAACAGCUUGGAAAAUUCCAGAAAAUGAUGUCAUGGCUUUAGAAGCUUCUGAUAGGCUAAUUGACAUCAUUUGAGUCAAUUGGAGGUGUACCUGUGGAUGUAUUUCAAGGCCUACCUUCAAACUCAGUGCCUUUUUGCUUGACAUCAUGGGAAAAUUAAAAUAAAUCAGCCAAGACCUCAGAAAUAAAUUGUAGACCUCCACAAGUCUGGUUCAUCCUUGGAAGCAAUUUCCAAACGCCUGAAGGUACCACGUUCAUCUGUACAAACAAUAGUAUGCAAGUAUAAACACCAUGGGACCACGCAGCCAUCAUACCGCUCAGGAAGGAGACGCGUUCUGUCUCCUAGAGAUGAACGUACUUUGGUGCGAAAAGUGCAAAUCAAUCCCAGAACAACAGCAAAGGACCUUGUGAAGAUGCUGGAGGAAACAGGUACAAAAGUAUCUAUAUCCACAGUAAAACGAGUCCUAUAUCGACAUAACCUGAAAGGCCGCUCAGCAAGGAAGAAGCCACUGCUCCAAAACCGCCAUAAAAAAGCCAGACUACGGUUUGCAACUGCACAUGGGGACAAAGAUUGUACUUUUUGGAGAAAUGUCCUCUGGUCUGAUGAAACAAAAAUAGAACUGUUUGGCCAUAAUGACCAUCGUUAUGUUUGGAGGAAAAAGGGGGUUGCUUGCAAGCCGAAGAACACCAUCCCAACCAUGAAGCAUGGGGGUGGCAGAAUCAUGCUGUGGGGGUGCUUUGCUGCAGGAGGGACUGGUGCACUUCACAAAAUAGAUGGCAUCAUGUGGAUAUAUUGAAGCAACAUCUCAAGACAUCAGUCAGGAGGUUAAAGCUUGGUCGCAAAUGGGUCUUCCAAAUGGACAAUGACCCCAAGCAUACUUCCAAAGUUGUGGCAAAAUGGCUUAAGGACAACAAAGUCAAGGUAUUGGAGUGGCCAUCACAAAGGCCUGACCUCAAUCCUAUAGAAAAUGUGUGGGCAGAACUGAAAAACCGUGUGCGAGCAAGGAGGCCUACAAACCUGACUCAGUUACACCAGCUCUGUCAGGAGGAAUGGGCCAAAAUUCACCCAACUUAUUGUGGGAAGCUUGUGGAAGGCUACCUGAAACGUUUGACCCAAGUUAAACAAUUUAAAGGCAAUGCUACCAAAUACUAAUUGAGUGUAUGUAAACUUCUUACCCACUGGGAAUGUGAUAAAAUAAAUAAAAGCUGAAGUAAAUAAUUCUCUCUACUAUUAUUCUGACAUUUCAAAUAAAGUAAAGUGGUGAUCCUAACUGACCUAAGACAGGGAAUUUUUACUAGGAUUAAAUGUCAGGAAUUGUGAAAAACUGAGUUGAAAUAUAUUUGGCUAAGGUGUACAGUGGGGGAAAAAAGUAUUUAGUCAGCCACCAAUUGUGCAAGUUCUCCCACUUAAAAAGAUGAGAGAGGCCUGUAAUUUUCAUCAUAGGUACACGUCAACUACGACAGACAAAAUGAGAAAAAAAAAUCCAGAAAAUCACAUUUUAGGAGUUUUUAUGAAUUUAUUUGCAAAUUAUGGUGGAAAAUAAGUAUUUGGUCAAUAACAAAAGUGUCUCAAUACUUUGUUAUAUACCCUUUGUUGGCAAUGACACAGGUCAAACGUUUUCUGUAAGUCUUCACAAGGUUUUCACACACUGUUGCUGGUAUUUUGGCCCAUUCCUCCAUGCAGAUCUCCUCUAGAGCAGUGAUGUUUUGGGGCUGUCGCUGGGCAACACAGACUUUCAACUCCCUCCAAAGAUUUUCUAUGGGGUUGAGAUCUGGAGACUGGCUAGGCCACUCCAGGACCUUGAAAUGCUUUUUACGAAGCCACUCCUUCGUUGCCCGGGUGGUGUGUUUGGGAUCAUUGUCAUGCUGAAAGACCCAGCCACGUUUCAUCUUCAAUGCCCUUGCUGAUGGAAGGAGGUUUUCACUCAAAAUCUCACGAUACAUGGCCCCAUUCAUUCUUUCCUUUACACGGAUCAGUCGUCCUGGUCCCUUUGCAGAAAAACAGCCCCAAAGCAUGAUAAAUAAUAAUAAUAAUAAUAUGCCAUUUAGCAGACGCUUUUAUCCAAAGUGACUUACAGUCAUGCGUGCAUAAUUUUUUUUUUUUUGUGUAUGAUGUUUCCACCCCAAUGCUUCACAGUAGGUAUGGUGUUCUUUGGAUGCAACUCAGCAUUCUUUGUCCUCCAAACACGACGAGUUGAGUUUUUACCAAAAAGUUAUAUUUUGGUUUCAUCUGACCAUAUGACAUUCUCCCAAUCCUCUUCUGGAUCAUCCAAAUGCACUCUAGCAAUCUUCAGACAGGCCUGGACAUGGACUGGCUUAAGCAGGGGGACAAGUCUUGCACUGCAGGAUUUGAGUCCCUGGCGGCGUAGUGUGUUACUGAUGGUAGGCUUUGUUACUUUGGUCCCAGCUCUCUGCAGGUCAUUCACUAGGUCCCCCCGUGUGGUUCUGGGAUUUUUGCUCACCGUUCUUGUGAUCAUUUUGACCCCACGGGGUGAGAUCUUGCGUGGAGCCCCAGAUCGAGGGAGAUUAUCAGUGGUCUUGUAUGUCUUCCAUUUCCUAAUAAUUGCUCCCACAGUUGAUUUCUUCAAACCAAGCUGCUUACCUAUUGCAGAUUCAGUCUUCCCAGCCUGGUGCAGGUCUACAAUUUUGUUUCUGGUGUCCUUUGACAGUUCUUUGGUCUUGGCCAUAGUGGAGUUUGGAGUGUGACUGUUUGAGGUUGUGGACAGGUGUCUUUUAUACUGAUAACAAGUUAAAACAGGUGCCAUUAAGACAGGUAACGAGUGGAGGACAGAGGAGCCUCUUAAAGAAGAAGUUACAGGUCUGUGAGAGCCAGAAAUCUUCCUUGUUUGUAGGUGACCAAAUACUUAUUUUCCACCAUAAUUUGCUAAUAAAUUCAUUAAAAAUCCUACAAUGUGGUUUUCUGGAUUUUUUUUUCUCAAUUUGUCUGUCAUAGUUGACGUGUACCUAUGAUGAAAAUUACAGGCCUCUCUCAUCUUUUUAAGUGGGAGAACUUGCACAAUUGGUGGCUGACUAAAUACUUUUUUUCCCCACUGUAUGUAAACUUCCGACUUCAACUGUAUGUCUAGAUCAGGGAUGGGCAAUUUUGAUGGGGGUGGGGGCCACAAAAAACGGAACUCAUCAUGAGGGGCCGCAGUGGCUCAUGGGUCUGCGUACCCACAUCCACCCCUAGUUGCUGGAUAUUGGUGGGAACUGGAACACGCUGUUGUACACGUUGAUCCAGAGCAUCCCAAACAUGCUCAAUGGGUGACAUGUCUGGUGAGUAUGCAGGCCAUGAAAGAACUGGGACAUUUUCAGCUUCCAGGAAUUGUGUACACAUAAGCUUUACAGUAUUACAGGAAAACAGAAAGGAAAACGCUAAACACAGCUGCUCAUGCUCCAAGGUGAUUUUAUUGUAACAGCGUUUUGACCCUUAGGUCUUCAUCAGGCAUCCAUCACCCUGGAUGCCUGAUGAAGACCUAAGGGUUGAGUUCGUCUACAACUCCAGCACCUGUGGAAAGUACCUGGAUGUGCCUCUGUUCUUCAGCUUUUGGACAUCUUUUAUGUAAACAAAUUUGUGCACAAAAGUUGAGAGAAAUACGUUUUUAUGCGUAUGGCACAUUUCUGGGAUCUUUUAUUACAGCUCAUGAAACAUGGGACCAACACUUUACAUGUUGCGUUUAUAUAUUUUUUCAGUGUUGCCCAUCCCUGGUCUAGAUAGUAGCCUAGAGGUUAUCUCAGUUAAUUCAGUGGUUGCUGUCACUAUGUCCAGAUGCUAGAUGGCAGCAAAGUACACUGCCUGGAUUAUAAUAAUAUAUGCCAUUUAGCAGACGCUUUUAUCCAAAGCGAUUUAGUCAUGCGUGGAUACAUUUUACGGAUAUCUCUUUACUGCUCCACUGAAUAUAACCGUGUGUGAUGUUUUCAAUGUGCAGAAACUGAGGAAAGCCAAGGUGUGUUUGAGUGAAUACACACUGGAUCCCUCUAAAAUGACCAUGAGAGACCUCCUAUACUACCUGCCUGAUACCAACCCCAUGACGUAAGGUUAUAGGCUACCUUCUGUAUAAUCUGUGUUAAGAGGGUUUUUCUGAGCCCUAAGAUCCCUGUGUUGUGUGUUCCUACCAGGUCCUAUCUGGAAGAGGAACCAAGGGAGAAGGAGAUUGUUCUGCCACUCACCCCACCAAGAGAAGAGUAAGUAGGUAGAUUACAAUGGAAGAGGAAUGGAUCACACAAUAUAACGAGGUGUGCUAUGCUGUUUAACCCAACUUCAACUACCAUCUCUGUCCCCCACAGGUCCCCUGAGAGGCCCCCAACGCCAGAGGCUCCGGCUGAGACAGCAAGCCAGAGGGAUGAAGAGGAUGAUGAAGAGGAUGAUGAGGACGCUGACGAUGGGGUGAUUGUGCCACGGGUGAAGGUGGCAGAGGACGGGUCUCUGAUCAUCGAUGAGGAGAGGUCAGGGUUUAAAGAAGCUCUCUACGGUUCCUUUUGACGUCAGUAGCCACUUGCCCGUUUUUCAUGACUUGUCAGUGUGAGCCAUGUUACCUGACUUGGUGUGGGUGUGUGUGUCCCAGUUUGACGGUGGAGGUCCUGAGGCAGAAAGGGCCCAAUCCAGCUGAUGAUGGGGACCCAAUCUUUGAGCGUGGCUCCACAACCACCUACUCUAGCUUUAGGAAAGGGACACACAUCAAACCCUGGUCCAACAAAGGUACAGUAUGACAACCAAUCUGAUGUGUACUCCCAUGCAGAGACAUGCAGAGCUAGGCAAUAUCUACAAGUCUUGCUUAAACCAAACGUGUGUGUGUUUCAUCAGAGACUGACAUGUUCUUCCUGGCCAUCAAUAUGGUGGGAACAGACUUCUCUAUCAUUGGACAGCUGUUUCCUCACCGCGGUCGCACUGAGAUCAAGGUAUGUGUUACCUGUAUACGCUAUGAUAUUCUCAAAAUUGCCUGUAUACGCUAUGAUAGUCUCAAUAUUACCUGUAUACCAUAGAAUAUUCUAAUUAUUAGCCGCAUAAGAAAUUUUUACAUUUUUAGUCAUUUAGCAGACGCUCUUAUCCAGAGCAACUUACAGUUAGUGAAUCCAUAUUUUGUAUUAUUUAAAAAAUUUUAUACUGGCCCCCCGUGGGAAUCGAACCCACAACCCUGGCGUUGCAAACGCCAUGAUCUAUCAACUGAGCUACAUCCCUGCCGGCCAUUCCCUCCCCUACCCUGGACGACGCUGGGCCAAUUGUGCGCCGCCCAUGAGUCUCCCGGUCGCGGCCGGCUGCGACAGAGCCUGGAUUCGAACCAGGAUCUCUAGUGGCACAGUUAGCACUGCAAUGCGGCGCCUUAGACCACUGCGCCACUCAGGAGACUUGAGUGAAGAUAUUUGCUUUACUCAUCUAAUAUUGUAGAUUGGGCUGUAUCACUGUAAAACUGUACUAGGCAUGGUUGUGUUACUGCAGGUUCAUAAUUUGGUCUCCUGGUUUUUUAUCUUUCAGAACAAGUUCAAGAAAGAGGAGAGAGCAAACAGCUGGAGGAUAGACAAGGCCUUCAGUAAUUUUGGAAAACUAUUUUAUCAGAAGCAAAUUACUAUAUUGAGUCAUUAUAGAUGGGAUUCGGGAAUCAAACUCAUGAUGGUAUUUUCUCUGUUCAGAGGAGAAGCGUAGGCUGGAUCUGGAGUUCUUCACUAGCCUCCUGGAGAAGAUCUUGGCCGUCGAGGCGAAGAGGAACAAGAAGAACAAGUCCCCCACGGAGAAGAAAGUGAUCAAGAAAAAGAAGAUGAAACCAAAAGGUAACUAAGAUACAUUUCCUUGUCUACUUCCUAUUGGUCGUGUAGUCAAUGCCUGAAUUAGUCAAUGCCUGAAUUAGUCAAUGCCUGAAUUUCUCAGAGUGGAUUUUCUAUGUGUUGCAUCUCAUAUGGCAUCUCUCACCCAUGUAAUCUGGUGAAAGUGAUGUGAUUUCUUGGUCAUAAUUCAUAUUAAGAAGGUAGUAAUGUCUUCAGCCUCAUACACUAGCCAUCCUUGCAUUCUGUAUGGGUCUCAAUAUCUCUCUGCUCUCUGUCCAUCAGAAAAUAAAGCAGCGAAUCAGCUGAGUGACGUGGAGGAGGAGGGGUCAGAUGCGGAGAUGUACAGAGACGAGGUGGAGGGAGAGAAGGAGAACGUCUCUAACGAAGGGACCACACCUGCCGCUGACGCCACCACCCCCAAGAGAAAACGCAAAAGGAAGGAUGGAGGAGGAGAGUCCUCCCCUGAAAAAGCAAAGGAUGGAAAGAAAAAGAAGAGUGAUCAAGGUGCAGUAGAACUUCCAUGACUUCAACGGUGCUUUUCACAGUAGCCAUAUAACUCAAUUAAAAUACACAAUAUCUAGUAACUAAUGAUCUGUCUUACUUACUGACGUUGUUGUGUCCUCUGCUUCCUCAGAAGAGGCUGGAGUGCCUGAAGACUGUGAGGCUGGGGCUCCUGAAGGUGAAGUACCUGAGGACCAGUCACCUGCUGAAAGGUAACACGUGCAGUUACCUUCACUAUUUCACUAUAUAGGAGGGGAAAAGUGUUAAGUGCUGAGAUAUCGCUAUUAUGUAUUUUUUUAUUAGUUCAAAGCGAGCAGAAGGGCCAGUGGAAGGAGCCAAGGGUCAUGUGGAGAUCAAACCAGCCCAGCUGUCCCAUGGUCGACCCCAGAGACCCCUCCCUAUCCUGGGGAGGAAGUGGGGCCAAGCCAAGCCUAAAGAGAAGGAGAAGGAGAACACUGAAGAAGGGGUUUCUAAGGAACAGGUUGGUCUUUGUCAUGGGAGGAAAACUUCAUUUAAAACAGCAAAUAGAGCUUAUAUUCUCGUCAACAUCAUCGUGGACAAAAAUCUUCCUGUGGUCAUAUAAUGUAUGAGGGCGGCAGGGAGCCUAGCGGUUAGAGCAUUGGGCCAGUAACCUUUGAGCAAGACACUUAGGGGUGCCGUACUACUAUGGCUGACCCUGUAAAACAACACAUUUCACUAUACCUAUCCGGUGUAUGUGACAAUAAAACAUAUAAACUGAGUGUACAAAACAUUAGGAACACCUUCCUAAUAUUGAGUUGUACCCUUUUUGCCCUUAGAACAGCCUCAAAUCAUCAUGGGAUGGUCAAAAGCGUUCCACAGGGAUGCUGGCCCAUGUUGACUCCAAUGCUUCCCACAGUUGUGUCAAGUUGGCUGGAUGUCCUUUGGGUGGUGGACCAUUCUUGAUACACACAGGAAACUGUUGAGUGUGAAAAACCCAGCAGUGUUGCAAAAAUUUGAUUUGAUUUCUUGACACACUCAAACCGGUGCGCCUGGCACCUUCUACCAUACCCUGUUCAAAGGCACUUAAAUAUUUUGUCUUGCCCAUUCACCCUCUGAAAUGACACACACACAAUCCAAGUCUCAAUUGUCUCAAGGCUUAAAAAUCCUACUUUAACCUGUCUCCUCCCCUUCAUCUACACUAAUUGAAGUGGAUUUAACAAGUGACAUCAAUAAGGGAUCAUAGCUUUCACUUGGAUUCACCUGGUCGGUCUAUAUCAUGGAGGCAGCUCUGCAGAGUCGUCACUAGCUGGCAGAGCCACAGUCAUAAAAUCUGAUUUGAAACCUAACCUUAAACACACUGCUAACCCUAAUGCCUAACUCUAACCUUAAAUUAAGGUUUGUUUUCAUGAAUUUUUGCUAUAUAGCCAAUUUUGACUUUGCAGCUGGCCCAUCUAGCAGAAAUUGCUCAGUUCUGCCUCAUCCCAAUAAACGGCAACCUGCAUAAUGCACACCAAUCACACAGAAUUGUUUAUUUUCCAUAUUAAUCUUUAACAUUUGUAACAUUCUAUAAACUCUAAGAUUGUUCUGUGAGCCCGUCUGUUUGGUCCAACCUCUAUUUUAACUCACUUUCAGGUUGAUAAAGAUGCUUCGUCUAAAGUCAGCAAAAAGAAGAAGAAAGCUGGUGAUGUCUUUUCAUCUGAGGGAGAGGAGAAAGAAGCCAACGAUGAACCCAUUAAACCCACCAGGUAGGCAUAUACACACACACACACAUUGAAGAAGGUCACAGCCAUGGAUUGUAAUCUAACUGUGUGUUUGUAGAAUACCCCAAAAGACACAGCUCCUGAAUUACCCUGCAAAGGAGGAGGGGGACUCGCCCUCUGACUCUGCCCCCGCUCCUGCCUCAGACGGAUCCCCAUCCACUUUCUCCUCCUCCACCAAGCCGAAAGCCAAACCACCAACCAGAAGGGCCAGAAUCAAACCUGGCCCCGCCCUGCCAGGUAGGAAGGGCCAAUCAGCGGCCCGGAAACCCAAGCUGAUAACCCUGAGGGCAUCCCAGUUUGAAGAUGAAGGUGAUGAUGAUGAUGAGGAGGGAGUCAGAGAACAGAGAGAGGAGGCGCAGGCCGAGGAGGACCACCACAAUCCCACAAGUCCCGGGGAGGAGAACCAGGCGCCAGCGUUUGUUCCUAUGAGCCUUCGCUUGCCACAACCCGUCGCCACAGAGGUUGAGGAGACCAUGGAGGAGGUGAGAGGGGUGACACAGCUACCAUUUUCACACUACUGAGCCGACUUGAGCUGGCCUGGUUACGCAUCCACCAAAAUUGCUGGAACCGUACUAGAAAGGGCAAUGUGAAAAUAAAAUGUCAGAGCCAGCACAGUGCGAUAUGGAUUGGCUCAAUGGUGUGAAAAGGGUAACAGAAUCUACAGUCCUGGGGAUCUAGAUCUUCUCAUAAUGGAUUCACAUAUCUAUUUGUAUUUAUUUUUUGGUUAAUUUACAGUGUAUUUGGAAAGUAUUCAGACCCCUUGACUUUUUCCACAUUUUGUUGCGUUACAGCCUUAUUCUAAAAUUGAUUAAAUCGUUUUUUUUCUAAUGACAAAGCAAAAACGGGUUUCAAAAAACCCAAAAAUAUCACAUUUACAUAAGUAUUCAGACUCUUUACGCUGUACUUUGUUGAAGCACAUUUGGCAGUGAUUACAGCCUUGAGUCUUCUUGGGUAUGACGCUACAAGCUUGGCACACCUGUAUUUGGGGAGUUUCUCCCAUUCUUCUCUGCAGAUCCUCUCAAGCUCUGUCAAGUUGGAUGGGGAGCGUCGCUGCACAGCUAUUUUCAGGUCUCCCCAGAGAUGUUGGAUCGUGUUCAAGUCCGGGCUCUGGCUGGGCCACUCAAGGACUCUCAGAGACUUGUCCCAAAGCCACUCCUGUGUUGUCUUGGCUGUGUGCUUAGGGUCGUUGUCCUGUUGGAAGGUGAACCUGUCUGAGGUCCUGAGCGCUCUGGAACAGGUUUUCAUCAAGGAUCUCUCUGUACUUUGCUCCUUUCAUCUUUCCCUCGAUCCUGACUAGUCUCCCAGUCCCUGCAGCUGAAAAACAUCCCCACAGCAUGAAGCUGCCACCACCAUGCUUCACUGUAGGGAUGGUGGCAGGUUUCCUCCAGACGUGACGAUUGGCAUUCAGGCCAAAGAGUUCAAUCUUGGUUUCAUUAGACCAGAGAAUCUUGUUUCUCAUGGUCUGAGUGUCCUUUAGGUGCCUUUUGGCAAACCAAGCGAGCUGUCAUGUGCCUUUUACUGAGGAGUGGCAUUCGUCUGGCCACUCUACCAUAAAGACCUGAUUGGUGGAGUGCUGCAGAGAUGGUUGUCCUUCUGGAAGGUUCUCCCAUCUCCACAGAGGAACUCUGGAGCUCUGUCAGAGUGACCAUCGGGUUCUUGGUCAUCUCCCUGACCAAGGCCCUUCUCCCCCGAUUGCUCAGUUUAGCCGGGCAGCCAGCUCUAGGAAGAGUCUUGGUGGUUCCAAACUUCUUCCAUUUAAGAAUGAUGGAGGCCACUGUGUUCUUGGGGACCUUCAAUGCUGCAGAAAUGUUCUGGUACCCUUCCCCAGAUCUGUGCCUUGACACAAUCCUGUCUUGGAGCUCUACGGACAAUUCAUUCGACCUCAUGGCUUGGGGUUUUUCUGACAUGCACUGUCAACUGUGGGACCUUAUAUAGACAGGUGUGCCUUUCCGAAUCAUGUCCAAUCAAUUGAAUUUACCACAGGUGGACUCCAAGUUGUACAAACAUCUCAAGGAUGAUCAAUGGAAACAGGAUGCACCUGAGCUCAAUUUCGAGUCUGAUAGCAAAGGGUCUGAAUAUUUAUGUAAAUAAUGUUUUUCUUCUAAUUAUUGUAAUUCUUUUAGCAAAAAUUUCCCAAAAAUGGUUUCCGCUUUGUCAUUAUGGGGUAUUGUGUGUAGAUUGAUGAAAAAAAUAAUUGUAUCAAUUUUAGAAUAAGGCUGUAACUUAACAAAAUGUGGGAAAAGUCAAGGGGUCUGAAUACUUUCCGAAUGCACUGUAUUAUUUUUUGCAGUUAGUUCCAUCCCAUUGGUUUACACAUUCAUUCACUCACUGACUUGCUAUUCACAAAGCUGCUUUAGUUAUUCCUAAACUUUUAAACGCAGCACAACCUUCCCUCUUUAUGUCUUUUUAUUAGUUUAUUUUCAGUUUUAUCAUGCAUGGUUUUUCCAUCCUGUAACCUUCCUCCCUGUCCUCCUCUCCUCCACUCACAGCUUGAUAUCUCCGUUAACCUGCCUGAUGUCCUGGCUAUUUCCCAGGAUGCAUUCUGUCCUGACUUGUCAUGCGAUCAGGCGCAGGGUGAAAUGGGCACGGUGCCAUGUGAACAUCAGUUAGACCUGUUAGUAGUAAGUCAUCAUGUGCCCUGUCCUGUCUGUCUCGAGUGUCUAAAAUCUAUUUCCCUAUACAUCAGGAGUAUUCAACCGGGGGAACUGCAGGGGUCCACGAAAAUAUUAUAAAGUGGAUUUUUUAAAUAUAUUUUUGGAAUGUUUUUAUGAAUAUAUAUUUUUUUAUGAUGCCACCUUUAUUUCUCAACUCCUAAUGUUGAGCAAAUUACACUCAUUGGAGCCGAUUACACUCAUUGGAGUAUCUGACAUGCUUUGAAAAAAAACGUGAAUUGGCUACCAGUGCGACAAGUGCUGCUGGUGUGUUUUUAUUUGCGCAUUGCUAACCUCUGUUUAACCAGCUAAACAGCUGCUCUUAGCGAAAAUGUGUUUUGAGUUACUUUUCUAGCUAAUAGGCUAGAGUUUGGACCUACACUUCCUCUUCCAAUUAUUAUGUGGGGAGGUCAAAAUAAUGACAAACUAUCUACCAAAUCUAUUCAUUUUAAAAUGUUGAUUACUUCUCCUUGCCAUUAUCAUUCAGCUAAUGAUAAGACAAGACGUGAAAAAAUAUGCUUUUGGUAACGUAUGAUAGGGGUCCCUGGGCAAGAAAAGGUUGAAGACCCUUCCUAUACAGUGCCUUAGGAAAGAAUUCAGACCCCUUGACUUUUUCCACAUUUUGUUACAUUACAGCCUUAUUCUAAAAUUGAUUAAAUUAUAUUUUUUUCAUCAAUCUACACACAAUACCCCAUAAUGACAAAGCAAAAACAGGUUUUUAGAUUUUUUUUGUAAAUGUAUUAAAAAUAAAAAACGGACAUAUCACAUUUACAUAAGUAUUCAGACCCUUUACUCAGUACAUUGUUGAAGCACCUUUGGCAGCGUUUACAGCCUUGAGUCUUCUUGGGUAUGACGCUACAAGCUUGGCACACCUGUAUUUGGGGAGUUUCUCCCAUUCUUCUCUGCAGAUCCUCUCAAGCUCUGUCAGGUUGGAUGGGGAGCGUCGCUGCACAGCUAUUUUCAGGUCUCCCCAGAGAUGUUCGAUCGGGUUCAAGUCGGGGCUCUGGCUGGGCCACUCAAGGACAUUCAGAGACUUGUCCCAAAGCCACUCCUGCAUUGUCUUGGCUGUGUGCUUAGGGUCGUUGUCCUGUUGGAAGGUGAACCUUCGCCCCAGUCUGAGGUCCUGAGCGCUCUGGAGCAGGUUUUCAUCAAGGAUCUCUCUGUACUUUCACUCGAUCCUAACUAGUCUCCCAGUACCUGCCCCUGAAAAACAUCCCACAGCAUGCUGCCACCACCAUGCUUCACCAUAGGGAUGGUGCCAGGUUUCCUCCAAACAUGACGCUUGGCAUUCAGGCCAAAGAGUUCAAUCUUGGUCUCAUCAGACCAAAGAAUUUUGUUUCUCAUGGUCUGAGAGUCCUUUAGGGGCUUUUUGGCAAACUGCAAGCGAGCUGUCAUGUGCCUUUUACUGAGGAGUGGUUUCCUUCUGGCCACUCUACCAUAGUGGCCUGAUUGGUGGAGUGCUGCAGAGAUGGUUGUCCUUCUGGAAGGUUCUCCCAUCUCCACAGAAGAACUCUGGAUCUCUGUCAGAGUGACCAUCGGAUUCUUGGUCACCUCCCUGACCAAGGCCCUUCUCCCCCGAUUGCUCAGUUUGGCAGGCGGACAGCUCUAGAAAGAGUCUUGGUGGUUCCAAACUUCUUCCAUUUAAGAAUUAUGAAGGCCACUGUGUUCUUGGGAACCUACAAUGCUGCAUACAUGUUUUGGUACCCUUCCCCAGAUCUGUGCCGCAACACAAUCCUGUCUCAGAGCUCUACGGACAAUUCCUUCGACAUCAUGGCUUGGUCUUUGCUCUGACAUGCACUGUCAAUUGUGGGACCUUAUAUAGACAGGUGUGUGCCUUUCCAAAUCUUGUCCAAUCAAUUUAAUUUACCAGGUGUACUCCAAUGAAGUUAUAGAAACAUCUCAAGGAUGAUAAAUGUUAACAGGAUGCACCUGAGCUCAAUUUCGAGUCUCAUAGCAAAGGGUCUGAAUACUUAUGUAAAUAAGGUAUUUCUUUUUAUAAAUGUGAAAUAAAAUGGAAAAACCUGUUUUCGCUUUGUCAUUAUGGGGUAUUUUGUGUAGAUUUAUGAGGAACAUUUUUUUAUUUAAUCCAUUUUAGAAUAAGGCUGUAACGUAACAAAAUGUGGAAAAGGGGAAGGGGGUUUGAAUACUUUAUGAAUGCACUGUACAUCACAACCAUCCCUGCUUCAUUCAUGUUGUUAUACAAUUUUUUGUCAUCAUAGUAUCACAUUUGAUUUUUUAAGCACUUUUCACAAGGUCUCAGUGUUAUAUUUUGAUCACUGGGUCAAGCACAUCAGCUAUUUUGCUCCAGAUUGUGGCUGUUAUGAGGACAAAUGUUUUUUUGUUUUCUUCAUUCUAGGAUGUGAACGACUUCCUGUCUCCAGAUAACAUGGAAGGUUGGUUGGUCAUUUCAAGAGCUGAUAUCUAUUGCAUCCUCUUAAGUAAAACAUUCAAAAACCGUUCUCCCUCUCACCACUAACUAUAGAAGGUUAAACAGUCUCUCUCCUCUGUGUUCUAGUAUCUGAUCUACCUCUCACCACUAACUAUAGAGUGUUAAACAGUCUCUCUCUUCUCCUCUCCUCUGUCUGUGUUCUAGUAUCUGAUCUACCUCUCACCACUAACUAUAGAAUGUUAAACAGUCUCUCUCCUCUGUCUGUGUUCUAGUAUCUGAUCUAUCUCUCACCACUAACUAUAGAAGGUUAAACAGUCUCUCUCCUCUGUGUUGUAGUAUCUGAUCUACCUCUCACCACUAACUAUAGAAUGUUAAACAGUCUCUCUCCUCUGUGUUCUAGUAUCUGAUCUACCUCUCACCACUAACUAUAGAAGGUUAAACAGUCUCUCUCCUCUGUGUUCUAGUAUCUGAUCUACCUCUCACCACUAACUAUAGAAGGUUAAACAGUCUCUCCUCUGUGUUCUAGUAUCUGAUCUACCUCUCACCACUAACUAUAGAAGGUUAAACAGUCUCUCCUCUGUGUUCUAGUAUCUGAUCUACCUCUCACCACUAACUAUAGAACGUUAAACAGUCUCUCUCCUCUGUGUUCUAGUAUCUGAGGAGAGCUACAACGAGGCAGCUAGAACCUUACUGGCCAUCAGCAACCUCACCCACCUGUCUCAGGCUGCUGAGGCCUUUACUGCAGGAGCAGAUUAUUUCAUCACUGAAGAAUGUUCCAAUGAGGAACAACCGUACCAAAUGUCACCACAGCCCACUGACCAAUCACAAACUAGCACCACUCCUUCUGAAUCUCUGACCCCUGACCUUUGGGUCACUGAGGCAUCACAGACCGCUGAGGAUUCUGUCCCUGUUGCCACGUCAACAGCCUCUCUCCCAGUCUCCAAGAUAUCAGCCUAUGUUGCAGUCACUAUGACAACAACCACAUCUGUCCCAGUCACCACGACGACAAAAACAGCCUCUGUCCCAAUUACCAUGACAACAGACUCUGUCCUAGUCACCACGACAACCGCCUCUGUCCCAGUCACCACGACAACAUCCUUUGUCCCAGUCACCACGACAACAUCCCCUGUCCCAGUCACCACGACAACAUCCUCUGUCCCAGUCACCACGACAACAUCCUCUGUCCCAGUCACCAUGACAACAGCCUCUGUCCCAGUCACCACGACAACAGCCUCUGUCCGAGUCACCACGAACACAGCCUCUGCCCAAGUGCCUCAGAGCAGUGAGGCAACUCAGGAAACCACACCCACAGAGGAGGAGUCCCUCAGACAGUGGGAGGGAAUGGUUAUUGGACACGCCUCUCAUGUGGAAUCAUGUUCAGAGGUGUCCAAGCAGCAGACGACCUCACAGACCAGGAGGAGCCACUUCCCUAAGGUCAAACCCAACCUGGGCCGGGCUGCCAGGACCACACAACCCAAACCAACACGUCCUAUAGAAAAUACUACCACACAACCCAAACCAACACGUCCUAUAGAAAAUACUGCCACACAGGCCAAACCACCACAGUAUACCAUCACACAAUCAGAACCACCACCACAGCCUAUGCUGAAUAUCACCGCAACCUCAGAACCACAGCCUACCAAGAAUAUCACCACAGAACCACCACUGCCUACCGAGAGUAUUACCACAGAGUCAGAACCACAGGCCAAACAGAGAAGUACCACACAUGCCAAGCCACAGCCCACUGCAAAUAUCAUCACACACAGAGAACCACAGACCAUUCAGAGGACCAGAGUAGCCCAUUCAAAGCCACAGUGUACACAAAAUAUUACUACGCUCACAGAACCACCCCAGCCCACACUAGAUACCACCACACAGUCAGAACCACCCCAGCCCACACUAGAUACCACCACACAGUCAGAACCACCCCAGCCCACAGUAGAUACCACCACACAGUCAGAACCACCCCAGCCCACAGUAGGUACCACCACACAGUCAGAACCACCCCAGCCCACAGUAGGUACCACCACACAGUCAGAACCACCCCAGCCCACACUAGAUACCACCACACAGUCAGAACCACCCCAGCCCACAGUAGAUACCACCACACAGUCAGAACCACCCCAGCCCACAGUAGGUACCACCACACAGUCAGAACCACCCCAGCCCACACUAGAUACCACCACACAGUCAGAACCACCCCAGCCCACACUAGAUACCACCACACAGUCAGAACCACCCCAGCCCACAGUAGAUACCACCACACAGUCAGAACCACCCCAGCCCACACUAAAUACCAUCACAAACACACUCUCAGAACCACAGUCCGGCCCAAGUCUUGAGCAGCCAGGCCCAGGUACACGCAGACCCAGAGCCCCGGUCCCAGAGUCACCUCUGAGGUCAUCAGAAAAGGAGAAAGGUUGCGAUGGCCCAAAGGAAUAUACUUCCUCCUCCCUCAGUGCUGUAGGGUCUCAGUCCAAACAGACUGGUCCUCCAACCCGCAGGGCCCGUUUACCUAAACCCAAACCCAACCUGGGACGCACCGCCAGAGCCACCACACGCACUGCAUCCCAGGUACCAGAAAGCAGAAACUGCCCUGUAGCCCAGAUACCAGAUGUGGCUACCAGGCCCAGCUCUGAAGUCCAGAGACCAGUUACUGGACCCUGCGCUGAAGUCCAAACACCAGGGGAGGCUGAUGAGGUUCCCAUGGAAAUACAACAGAUUCACCAAGUCAUCCCCCUUACUGACAUCAUUGAUGUUACCCAGGUAAAGUUAUUAUAAAUAUCAGCUAUUAGUUUAGCCAUAAGUGCUAUUUUACAAUUCAACGUGUUCCAAGAAAAAUGUCUGAUUUUCUUCCGGUUGCAUUACGGUGAUAUAGGUAACGUCCUCAACAUAGGAAUGACCAAUAUCAAUAUUCAGACUAUGGUGUCACUGCAGAAGAAUAAAAAGGAAGGUUCUAAGUAAUGAGUGUCUGAUCUGUGUGCCUUUGAUGUUUGUAUUCAUAGGAGGAAAUACAACCGAUUCACCAAGUCAUCCCCCUUACUGACAUCAUUGAUGCUACCCAGGUAAUUAAUUAAUUGUACCACAGAUGUUAAUUAAUCCUACCACAGAUGUCUGGUUGCGUGUGGAAAUGUGCUCCAAAAAUGUGUGUGUGAUGUUUGUAUUGACAGGAGGAUACAUCUCUCCUAACGGAUGGAAUCUUCUUCUCUCAACAAAGUGAUGCUCUCAUCACACAGCAUUCAGAAAGUUCUGGAUCAACUGUUCUGUUGGACCCGGCCCAGCCAGACCCUGAUGAGCCCAUCUUCAUCCUCUCCCUGACUGAAAUCCCUUUCUUCCCCACGGGGGAGGAGUAUGGCUGUACGUCCCAGACCCUCUCCGAGCCUCUCUCUUUUCUACCGGUCGCAGACACAUGCUCUCAACUGCAGCAGAGGUUAGUGCCUGUCUGUCAGUCUUCACAAACCCUGUAUACUUAGUUCCCCUCCCCCCCAGAUGCAAUUUACAGUGGCUUGCGAAAGUAUUCACUCCCCUUGGGAUUUUUUUAUUUUGUUGCCUUACAACUUGAUUUUUUGGGGGUUUGUAUCGUGCCUACCACUUUGAAGAUGCAAAAUAUUUUUUCUUGUGAAACAAACAACAAAUAAGACAAAAAAACAGAACUUGAGCGUGCAUACAGUGAGGGAAAAAAGUAUUUGAUCCCCUGCUGAUUUUGUACAUUUGCCCACUGACAAAGACAUGAUCAGUCUAUAAUUUUAAUGGUAGGUUUAUUUGAACAGUGAGAGACAGAAUAACAACAAAAAAAUCCAGAAAAACGCAUGUCAAAAAUGUUAUAAAUUGAUUUACAUUUUAAUGGGGGAAAUAAGUAUUUGACCCCUAUGCAAAACAUGACUUGGCAAAACCCUUGUUGGCAAUCACAGAGGUCAGACAUUUCUUGUAGUUGGCCACCAGGUUUGCACACAUCUCAGGAGGGAUUUUGUCCCACUCCUCUUUGCAGAUCUUCUCCAAGUCAUUAAGGUUUCGAGGCUGACGUUUGGCAACUCGAACCUUCAGCUCCCUCCACAGAUUUUCUAUGGGAUUAAGGUCUGGAGACUGGCUAGGCCACUCCAGGACCUUAAUGUGCUUCUUCUUGAGCCACUCCUUUGUUGCCUUGGCCGUGUGUUUUGGGUCAUUGUCAUGCUGGAAUACCCAUCCACGACCCAUUUUCAAUGCCCUGGCUGAGGGAAGGAGGUUGUCACCCAAGAUUUGACAGUACAUGGCCCCGUCCAUCGUCCCUUUGAUGCGGUGAAGUUGUCCUGUCCCCUUAGCAGAAAAACACCCCCAAAGCAUAAUGUUUCCACCUCCAUGUUUGACGGUGGGGAUGGUGUUCUUGGGGUCAUAGGCAGCAUUCCUCCUCCUCCAAACACGGCGAGUUGAGUUGAUGCCAAAGAGCUCGAUUUUGGUCUCAUCUGACCACAACACUUUCACCCAGUUCUCCUCUGAAUCAUUCAUGUUCAUGUUCAUUGGCAAAGUUCAGACGGGCCUGUAUAUGUGCUUUCUUGAGCAGGGGGACCUUGCGGGCGCUGCAGGAUUUCAGUCCUUCACGGCGUAGUGUGUUACCAAUUGUUUUCUUGGUGACUAUGGUCCCAGCUGCCUUGAGAUCAUUGACAAGAUCCUCCCGUGUAGUUCUGGGCUGAUUCCUCACCGUUCUCAUGAUCAUUGCAACUCCACGAGGUGAGAUCUUGCAUGGAGCCCCAGGCCGAGGGAGAUUUUGUGUUUCUUCCAUUUGCGAAUAAUCGCACCAACUGUUGUCACCUUCUCACCAAGCUGCUUGGCGAUGGUCUUGUAGCCCAUUCCAGCCUUGUGUAGGUCUACAAUCAUGUCCCUGAUGUCCUUGGAGAGCUCUUUGGUCUUGGCCAUGGUGGAGAGUUUGGAAUCUGAUUGAUUGAUUGCUUCUGUGGACAGGUGUCUUUUAUAUAGGUAACAAACUGAGAUUAGGAGCACUCCCUUUAAGAGUAUGCUCCUAAUCUCAGCUCGUUACCUGUAUAAAAGACACCUGGGAGCCAGAAAUCUUUCUGAUUGAGAGGGGGUCAAAUACUUAUUUCCCUCAUUAAAAUGCAAAUCAAUUUAUAACAUUUUUGACAUGCGUUUUUCUGGAUUUUGUUGUUGUUAUUCUGUCUCUCACUGUUCAAAUAAACCUACCAUUAAAAUUAUAGACUGAUUAUUUCUUUGUCAGUGGGCAAACGUACAAAAUCAGCAGGGGAUCAAAUACUUUUUUCCCUCACUGUAACUAUUCACCCCCCCAAAGUCAAUACUUUGUAGAGACACCUUUUGCAGCAAUUACAGCUGCAAGUCUCUUGGGGUAUUUCUCUAUAAGCUUGGCACAUCUAGCCACUGGGAUCUUUGCCCAUUCUUCAAGGCAAAAUUGCUCAUGCUCCUUCAAGUUGGAUGGGUUCCGCUGGUGAACAGCAAUCUUUAAGUCAUACCACAGAUUCUCAAUUGGAUUGAGGUCUGGGCUUUGACUAGGCCAUUCCAAGACAUUUAAAUGUUUCCCCUUAAACCACUCGAGUGUUGCUUUAGCAGUAUGCUUAGGGUCAUUGUCCUGCUGGAAGGUGGACCUCCGUCCCAGUCUCAAAUCUCUGGAAGACUGAAAAAGGUUUCCGUCAAGAAUUUCCCUGUAUUUAGCGCCAUCCAUCAUUCCUUCAAUUCUGACCAGUUUCCCAGUCCCUGCCGAUGAAAAACAUCGCCACAGCAUGAUGCUGCCACCACCAUGCGUCACUGUGGGGAUGGUGUUCUCGGGGUGAUGAGAGGUGUUGGAUUUACGCCAGACAUAGCGUUUUCCUUGAUGGCCAAAAAGCUCAAUUUGAGUCUCAUCUGACCAGAGUACCUUCUUCCAUAUGUUUGGGGAGUCUCCCACAUGCCUUUUGGCGAACACCAAACGUGUUUGCUUAUUAUUUUCUUUAAGCAAUGGCUUUAUUCUGGCCACUCUUCCGUAAAGCCCAGCUCUGUGGAGUGUACAGCUUAAAGUGGUCCUAUGGACAGAAACUCCACAAUCUCAGCUGUGGAGCUUUGCAGCAUCUUCAGGGUUAUCUUUGGUCUCUUUGUUGCCUCUGAUUAAUGCCCUCCUUGCCUGGUCCAUGAGUUUUGGUGGGCGGCCCUCUCUUGGCAGGUUUGUUGUGGUGCCAUAUUCUUUCCAUUUUUUUAUAAUGGAUUUAUUGGUGCUCCGUGGGAUGUUCAAGGUUUCGGAUAUUUGUGUAUAACCCAACACUGAUCUGUACUUCUCCACAACUUUGUCCUUGACCUGUUUGGAGAGCUCCUUGGUCUUCAUGGUGCCGCUUGCUUGGUGGUGCCCCUUGCUUAGUGGUGUUGCAGACUCUGGGGCCUUUCAGAACAGGUGUAAAAAUACUGAGAUCAUGUGGCACUUAGAUUGCACCCAGGUUAACUUUAUUUAACUAAUUAUGUGACUUCUGAAGGUAAUUGGUUGCACCAUAUCUUAAAUAGGGUCUUCAUAGCAAAGGGGGUGAAUACAUAUGCACGCACCACUUUUCCAUUAUUUAUUUUUUUGCAUUUUUUGAAACAAGUAAUUUUUUUCAUUUCACUUCACCAAUUUGGACUAUUUUGUGCAUGUCCAUUAUAUGAAAUCCAAAUGAAAAUCCAUUUAAAUUACAGGUUGUAAUGCAACAAAAUAGGAAAAACGCCAAGGGGGAUGAAUGCUUUUGCAAAGCACUGUAUCUCCCAUAUGAAUGUACAUUAUCUCGCCCAUAUAAUGUGAAAGAAAGAAGAUAGAGGAGGAGAGAGACGAAGAGAGAGAGAGAAGAGAGGAGAGAGAGAGAGAGAGAGGGGAGAGAGGAGGAGAGAGAAGGAGAGAGAGAGAGAGAAGAGAGGAGGAGAGAGAGAGAGAGAGAGAGAGAGGGGAGAGAGAGAGAGAGAGAGAGAGAGAAGAGAGAGAGAGAGAGAAAAAAAAGAGAGACAGAAGAGAAGGGAGAGACGAUAAAAAGAGAACAAAAAGAAAAAGAGAGGGGAGAGCGGUCUAAAGACGGGAGGGGGGAGACAAAAAAAACCAUCUUCUCUCUCCCCCAAUCUAUCUCUCUCCCCCCCCCCCCCCAUCUCUUCUUUAGCCGGCUCUCUCGUUAUGCCUCUCGGUCGUUCGUAACCUUGACAUGUCCCUCUCUUCUCCUUCAGCAGUGAUAUUGUUGCUCCUGGAGGUGGUAUGGAGGAAGGGUGUGCUGGUAUCCUCUGUAAAGUCCCUGAGCCCAUGUCAGUGGAUGAGGUCCUCUCUCAACCCACAUACCCCAGUAUCAAGGAAGUGGAGUCUGGCUCCACAGCAGGCCCAGUAGAUGUGUGUGCCUCCAUGGCUGAUGCGGAGACUAGGGAGGACACAGAUCCUCCUUGUAAGAAGAGGAAACUGCCAGAGAGAGCCAGGAGAGGUGGGCACAGAAUACACAGUAGUUGUACAUCUAAUACAAUGUUUAACAGACACGUUUUUCCAUCGUUUGUUCAUUCAUUCAAUUCCCUUCAUCAUCCAACCUCAUCAUCCAUCAUCCACCAGCCUGCUAUCAUCCAGCCAUCAGCCCGACCAGCAUCAGCAAGCCAUCCUCGAUCCUCCAGCCGCUCAUCCAGACCCAGCACCAGCCAUCCAUCCAUCCAUCCUGAGACCAGCAAGCCUUCUUCACUACCAUCAAGCUACCAUCCUCUAGCCAACCAUCCACCUUCCAUCUAUCAUCUAUCCAUCCUUCGUAGCAUCCAGCCAUCCUUUUCUUCUAUCCACUCAAUUAUCCAUCCUUCUAUCCAAGCAUCCAUCCUUCUAUCCAUCCACCCAUCCUUCUAUCUAUCUAUCCAUCCUUCUAUCCAUCCACCCAUCCUUCCAUCUAUCUAUCUAUCCAUCAUUCUAUCUAUCUAUCCAUCCUUCUAUCCAUCCAUCCAUCCUUCUAUUCAUCCAUCCAUCUAUUGUAUUGGGUAAUAUUUUCUUCAUAUAGUUCUGUCUGUCUGUGUGAACUAGACAAACUGCAGGUGAGAGCUAACACAGCAGUAAGGAAACAGCCCAGUCGUUUGGCCCCAGCCAAGGAGUCUGUGUCAGCCUCCACCCCAGACCAUACCACCACCCCAGAAACGGACCACUCCACAUCCUCCACCCCAGACCAUACCACCACCAUCCCAGAGACGGACCACCCCACAGCCCCCAGCCCCCCAGCCCAGCAAGGUCCCUCCGUCACAGGAACAGCAUCAGGAGAGGUGGCGGCUGAGGAGCCACAGCAGGAGAUUGUGGGCCGUUUAGACCUCCCAGAGACAGAGGAGGACACACCCACUGGAGGGGACGAGAUGGAGGACAGUAGGUCAGGGGCGGAGUCUCGGGCUGCCCGUCAAAUGACACCGCUGGCUACAAGUGGCCCCUUGAGCAGGUGAGGAUUCUAAUACCUGUCAAUCUCUCCAUCUGUUCCAGUUUGUACUAUCUAUUAGUUGUAAACAUCUCAAUAAAAGUAGCUUAAAGGACCUCAUGUUGAAUUAUAGUUGUUGAUUGACAGGACACAUUCGAUUGUCUUCCAUUGAUUAGAUUGAUUGAUUAGGAAUAUAUAUUGAUUUAAUUCCUUUAAUAAUCCUUCCCUCUAUAGGCCUGGUAGAAGACCCAGAGGAUUUAUUUCUUUCAUGUUCAAUAAGACCAGCACCCCUGCAGCUGCCCCCUCUGCCCCUCCUCGAGGGCACAGAGCAGCCCCUCAGAGGCCCCAGGUCAACACCACCCAGCCAGGGGGGAAACGGGCGGCGCCAGCCCCCUCCACCACCAGAACCAUGCCUGCCCUCUCAACCAGAAACACCACCACUAGAUCCACCAGAACCGUCACUGGGCCAGACAGUUCCCCCAGGGUGACCUGGGAACAGCCCUCUGAUGUCCAGGCCUUCCAUUCAGACCCAGAGCCCAGUACCUCCCAAUGUACUACAACUAAGAAGGUAAAGAGAUGGACAACAUGUGGUGAUAUUUUACCUCUGCAAAAUUGCACUGAACUCCGCAAAAAACAUCGACCUACCGUUGUGGGAAUAAUCUUGUACGAUCAGACACAGAACUGUUAUUGUGCCUCUGUCCUACUCUCUCUCUCUCCCUCUCUCUCCCUCCCCAUCUCUCUCUCUCCCACUCUCUCUUUCUCUCUCUCCCUCCCCAUCUCUCUCUCUCUUUCUCUCUCUCCCUCGCCAUGUCUCUCUCCACCAGCCUUCUCAGGUGCCAGCCACCCAGCCAUGUGCGUCUCCCUGUGUAGACAGAUAUUCAGCAGACGAGGAACCCAUCAACGUGUCCCAGUACUUCUUCAGUGACAUCUUCACUGAGGUUGAGGAA